Molecule: messenger RNA, 594 nt
Organism: Enterobius vermicularis (human pinworm)
Lineage: Eukaryota; Metazoa; Nematoda; Chromadorea; Rhabditida; Oxyuridae
Source: the annotation of a GenBank genome assembly
AUGGUAGUAGCUGACGAACUUCAAAAUGGUCGGGUUGUAAUGCAGUCAAGUAUCAACGCCAAUCGCUGUCUUGAAACUAACAUUACUUGUAACAACGAUUUGGGCACAGGAGCUGUAACAGUUAUAUCUAAUGCUUUGGCAGUACUAGCAGUGGGAAACAGCUCUGUUGACGUAACUGUGACAUGCAAUGACGACGAAACAUGGCAUACAAACGGUGGAGCGACUGUUGCCCAGAUAUUUUGCGCAAUACCGAAGCCAAGCGCAACAGAAGUGACUACCGUAGUUGACUCGACAACGAGGGUUAUAGACACUGCUCCGUCUAACUCAACGACCACACCCGGCUUGUGCGCAGGCACAGAAUGGGACCAAUGGGAGGCGUGGACUAGCUGUUCCGCGACGUGUGGCGCUUGUGGCACCCGAAAUCGUACUCGAACUUGUUUUUUCGAAACUAACGAAUGUAAAUGUGAAGGAGCUGCAGAAGAGAACGAAGUUUGCGGAACCAGCCCCUGCACCUAUCCAGUCCAGCUAGCUUGUUGUUCCCCUUACGUGCUUGGAGCCGUCAAUGGAGAGAUCCGAUGCAAAGUUACAACAUGA